AUGCUGUCCUUCAUCUUGAUCCAGAACCGCCAGGGCAAGACCCGUUUGGCAAAGUGGUACGCACCAUACAGCGACGACGAGAAGAUUAAACUCAAGGGCGAGGUCCACCGCCUCGUCGCCCCCCGAGACCAAAAGUACCAAUCCAACUUUGUCGAGUUCCGCAACAACAAGAUCGUGUACCGCCGGUACGCCGGGCUCUUCUUCUGCGCUUGCGUCGACACCAAUGACAACGAGCUCGCCUACCUCGAGGCCAUCCACUUCUUCGUCGAGGUCCUCGACGCCUUCUUCGGCAACGUCUGCGAGCUCGACCUCGUGUUCAACUUCUACAAGGUCUACGCCAUCCUGGACGAGGUCUUCUUGGCGGGCGAGAUUGAGGAGACGAGCAAACAGGUCGUGUUGACGCGUUUGGAGCAUCUGGAUAAGCUGGAAUAA
Messenger RNA from Colletotrichum gloeosporioides, 432 nucleotides. RefSeq names its product AP-2 complex subunit sigma. The transcript is spliced from 3 exons. Lineage: Eukaryota; Fungi; Ascomycota; Sordariomycetes; Glomerellales; Glomerellaceae. Gene Ontology annotation, biological process: protein transport; clathrin-dependent endocytosis. The coding region runs from base 1 to 432 and encodes 143 amino acids. Gene Ontology annotation, molecular function: clathrin-cargo adaptor activity. The record is from RefSeq and is a predicted model, not a curated record. Gene Ontology annotation, cellular component: intracellular membrane-bounded organelle; AP-2 adaptor complex.